AUGGAGAAGGUGAUGAAGUUAGCCUCGCAACGGGCGGUGGUCAUCUUCAGCGUCAGCUCAUGCUGGAUGUGCUACCGCGUGAAGAGCCUGUUCCAUGAGCUCGGGGUCAAUGCCGCCAUCCACGAGCUGGACGAGGAGCCGAGGGGGGUGGAGAUGGAGAAGGCACUCGUCAGGCUAUUGGGCCACAGGCCGGUGGUGCCGGCCAUAUUCAUCGGCGGUAGGCUGGUGGGUUCCAUAGAUAGGAUCAUGUCACUCCACCUCAGUGGUAAGCUGAUGCCGCUUCUUCGGGAUGCAGGUGGUGGUAAGCUGAUGCCGCUUCUUCGGGAUGUAGGUGGUAUGUGGCUCUAA
Messenger RNA from Musa acuminata AAA Group (dessert banana), 348 nucleotides. RefSeq names its product glutaredoxin-C1-like. The record is from RefSeq and is a predicted model, not a curated record. NCBI's taxonomy places the organism in Eukaryota, Viridiplantae, Streptophyta, Magnoliopsida, Zingiberales, Musaceae. The transcript has a single exon. The coding region runs from base 1 to 348 and encodes 115 amino acids.